Molecule: messenger RNA, 3218 nt
Organism: Parastagonospora nodorum SN15
Lineage: Eukaryota; Fungi; Ascomycota; Dothideomycetes; Pleosporales; Phaeosphaeriaceae
Exons: 4
Coding region: 1-3006 (1001 amino acids)
Biological process (GO): response to oxidative stress
Molecular function (GO): peroxidase activity; oxidoreductase activity, acting on paired donors, with incorporation or reduction of molecular oxygen; monooxygenase activity
Source: RefSeq, a predicted model, not a curated record
AUGCCAAGCCAGUUACGCUCAUUGCUUGGGACCAUCAGGAGGAAGCCUACCCAGGCCAGUGACGGAAGGACGUCGGAGGCUUCGAGUGGGCUGAAGAACAACGAGAAGACCACCAUCGGCCACGACCUCAAAAACCUGGGCAUUAAGAAUGCUAGAUUCGCAGUCGAAGCCAUCACCACGCUGGCCUCUGGCGAACCUCUUGAUGACAAGGACAACCUCCUUGAGAAUGGCGUUCAGAUGCUGCAAGGCCUACCGACCAACAGCGGACUGAGUGCAAAGGUCUCAGACGGCUUUAUUGCCAUGCUUUGGAAUGACCUCCCACAUCCGUCACCUACAACAGCCGGUCCAACUACACGCUAUCGCCGACACGAUGGUGGCGGCAACAACCCACACAAUCCAGAAAUGGGAAAAGCAGGUCCCAAUCUUCCUGAUGUUGAGGAUGUCUAUGAAGCCUUGCUGAAGCGCAAAGGCCCUUUUCGUUCUCCAUUCACUCAGGAGCUGAAUACGCCUUGGUUCUUCUCUUUCGCGAACCAUCGUCAUUCACGGAGUGGCUUUCCAAACCUCGAAGGACCAGACCCCUGGAUCAACGAAACCCUCAAGCUACGUGGAUCUGAGCACGCUGAUAAUGACAUCUUCCAACUUACGCGCAACAUCAACGUCGGAUUUUUUGCCGCGGUCGUUCUACACGAUUACGUGGCAGCCAUCCUAAAUACUCCCCGUGCCAAUUCCGAAUGGUCGCUCGAUCUAGGCAAGGAGAUCAAACAGGGCGGGACACGUGUGGAACGAGGUACUGGAAGUCAUGUCUCUGUGGAGUUUGCAGUCCUCUACCAUUGGCAUGCUGCGUUAAGCGCUGCGGACGACAAAUGGAUGGAAGACAUACUUCGCUCUGUCCAUCCCAAUAUGCGGUCUGUCGAUGACAUUACAGUCGAAAUGUUUCAUGAAGUCAUGAAGGAGUGGACGUUUGGUGGGCUUCAGCGAGGCCCCGAUGGACGCUUCAAAGACGCUGAGCUAGCUGAGCUUAUCAAAACUUGUACCGAAGAACCGGCCCACGCAUUUGGUGCCCAUGGCACGCCCGCGUCGCUGAAAGUCGUCGACCUUAUGGGUCAGUUGCAAGCACGUGAUAUGUUCAACGUCUGCACCUUGAACGAGUUCCGUAGGUAUCUCAACUUGAAGCCUUACGAGACCUUCGAAGACUGGUGUGUAGACAAAGACACUGCAAGGGCUGCGGAGCUCCUGUACGGGCACAUUGAGAACAUGGAGCUCUAUCCCGGUUUAAUGGCCGAAUGCACCAAGCCAGCGAUGCCGGGAUCCGGGGUGUGUCCCGGCCAGACCACAGGACGAGGAAUAUUGGACGACGCUGUUGCACUUGUCCGUGGCGAUCGUUACCUCAGUUACGAUUUCAAUAGCAAUACUCUGACCCAGUGGGGCGCUGCUCUACUAUCAGACACCGUUCCUGGAGCUUAUGGUGGCGUCUUUCCAAAGCUACUUUUCCAAGGUCUCCCUGGCGGAUUCACAGGCACGUCACCGUACGUUCUGUUGCCAUUCUACACACCCGAAGCUGCCAAGGGCAUUCUGAAGGGGAACAAUGUUCUCGAGAAAUACGAUCUCAAACGACCGCCAAAUGAUUACGACAUUGUCAGCGUGCAGACGCAAGAGGGCUGUAAGAAGAUAUUUGAGGACCGCGACAGUUUUGCUGUCAUGUACCAGGCUGCCAUUAGGCAUUGUACUGCCGGACACGACUUCAUGAUCGGGUGGGACGAUGCAAAGAAGCACGACGAGCGCUCCAAUGCCCUUCACAAGAUAUUCUUCGAGGAUGGGUUCGAGAAGAACGUCAACGAAUUCUUCAGCAAAACAGUCAGUCAACUCAUUCAGAAGAACUCGUUGAAAGGCGCCAAGGGCAGGAUGUCGAUCGAUAUUGUGCGCGACGUCACCAACAUUGCGCCUAUCCUGUGGCUAGCCGAGCGUUUUGCAUUACCUCUAAAAACCCAGGAACAGCCUCGCGGAGUUCUUUCGGUCCACGAAGCUUUCACUGCGUUCCUCGUCCUGUUCAUGUACCAGAGCUUCAACAUCAUGCCAGCUAAUGAGUGGAAGCUAAGAGAAGGCGCUUUGAAAGCCGCGGCACCUCUACGAUCCAUCUUCGAGGCUCAUUUGAAGACACAAACUGGUAGACUGGAGGGCCUUGUCGACUGGAUGGCUAAGGGCAGUGCAUUUGAAGUGGGCCCACAAGCUGACCGCCUCUACCAUGCCUUGGCGGAUACGAAAUUGCCCCUUGGAGAUCAGGUUGGAGAUUGUAUUGGAAUGAGCGCACCAGUUGCUGGCAAUAUGACACAGCAAGCAUCGCUUUUGAUUGACCUAUUCCUCAGUCCUGGUUAUGAAAAGUACAAGGAGCGCAUUGUCGAAUUGGCACACAUGGAUCCCGCAACAUCCGAUCGCGAACUCCAAGGCUUUGUAUAUGAAGGCAUGAGACAUGUCGGAGUGGUUCCUGGGCUUCCACGUGUUGCUACUCGAGAUACCACAGUUAAUGACGGUGUGCGUGGUCCUGUUCAGAUCAAGAAAGGCCAUACUGUCCUCAUCGCCACCUCCAAGGCAGCUAUGGAUCCCGUCGCGUAUCCAAAUCCCGAGAUUCUGAAUCCACAUCGACCAUUCAAAGACUACACUCUCCUCGGUCAUGGCUUGCACUUUUGCUUCGGCGCUCGUCUCGUAGGGCCCUCGAUUGCUGCUACAUUACGCGAAGUCUUCAAGCUGAAAAACGUACGACGCGCGCCAGGUAAACAGGGUCGCUUCACCGUUACCGAGCAAAAGCUGGCCGGCGUUUCUAUGAGACACUAUCUUGAUGCCAAUUCAAAGGAGAGUCCUAUCCCGACGAGUCUGAGACUACACUACGACUAUGAGACAAUCACGAACGGUCUCAACGGCGCAGCUGGCUUGAAUGGGCAUGCACCUAAUGGAUAUGCGAACGCAAACGGUAACAACUCGCACGGUAACGCGUACACAAUCGCUCCUUAGAUUGGGCCUCUGAAGAGAGCCAUGGGAUGCUGUCAUCUGUUGAGACUCAGACGAACGCGGUGUCAUAAGGAUAAGGGUUGCUCUAUAGACGCCACAAGAUCCAUGGGUGGGAGGAUAUCCUGACAAGUUCAAGGUUUUCUUAUUGAAUCACCUAGAUGAUAGUAAUCGGUGUAGCAUAAUGAUCAAUGCAUAUCUUCCUUACUUCUACAUGA